Molecule: messenger RNA, 1605 nt
Organism: Haliotis rufescens (red abalone)
Lineage: Eukaryota; Metazoa; Mollusca; Gastropoda; Lepetellida; Haliotidae
Exons: 9
Coding region: 26-1501 (491 amino acids)
Source: RefSeq, a predicted model, not a curated record
CAGAGCGGAUCAGACGGCUGUCAAGAUGAAGUCUUCCAUCAACAGACUUGUCCUUGUCCUCUACGUCCUGGCAAACCUAACAAUGCAAGUCGCAGACAGUUUGGUUCAGAUCCAUGUCCCCGAGGAAUCCUACCUGAAUGAGCCGACUAGUCUGACCUGCUCUACAUCUCAAGCCUUCUCUACAAUCAUUUACAAGGCUCCAAGUGGGAACAGUCCACAGUGUUCACAAACGGGCUGCACACCUGUCAGCGGAUUCCAGGCAGAUAUUAUAAACUCAACUUGCACUCAACUAAGGAUACUGCGCGUACAACUGAGACAUGCAGGACCGUGGGGGUGUGCUGAUGGCGACAAUAACUUUGUUUAUAGAAGUCUUGUUGUUGCUGAAAAGAACCCACCAUGCAGCAUAACCGUUGACACCUGUCCAGUUCUUCUGCAUGAGAAGAUAUCACUGACAGUAACCAUCCAGAACUACUAUUGCUCAAAAGAUUUCAACGUUUCACUCCGUGUAGGGAGCGUUCAGGAGACACUGUCUACAGCUGUACAUGUGACUGGCCCAACAGAUAGCACCGCUAUCAAAGAAAUAAAUAUGACAAAAGCACACUUUGGGGAUGUACAACUGGAAUUAAUCUGCCAAAAGAGUAGGACAAUUUCCUGUGGAGGCGUUACAUUUUUACAUGGCUGUAGACCAGCAUGCCAAAUAACAAGUCCACGGGACACUAGUUCCCUGCGCAUUGGCGAGGAUCUGUUACUGAAUAUUUCAAUUUCAAGAUAUUACUGCUCUGAUGCCGCCCCGCUUCUGUUGAUGAUGGGGAAGAAUGAUAUCACACUCUUCAAUGAAACCGUUUAUUAUACUACAAAGGAAUAUUUUGUCGUCAAACAACGUAUGACAGCUUCACAUUUCGGGAUUGUGAAGCUAUUCUUCGGAUGUGGAAACUUUCGUCAGGCGCUUUUGUGUGAAGGUGUUCAACUACUAAGUCUUGAAUACGAUAACAGUUUUUGCAGUGACGAAACGGGCUCCAUAGCUGCGAUAGUCAUGGGGAUAUUCAUCAUUAUCAUCGUUGUCAUCGGCAUCCUCAUAUUAGUCAAGAAUCUCAGAAACAAAAACGAUGGACGUAAGAUGUGCACAGUAUCCACGAGUACUGAUGAUUUAGAAAUACAGGUGACAAGAUCAGCAGACAAGCAUGCACAUGAUGACGUGGCUGUAACUCUGUCACAAGGGAAACGGAACCAGGCUGAGGACAAUGUUGUAGUCGGCUCGGGAGGAUCUGCUUCUAGUAAUGAUCGUCAACGACACGGACUGCGUAUAAAUCCUGCGUGCGUCCCUAGUACUGGAGGUGACAGAGUAGUCACAACAGGGACAUCCAAAGAGACAGGUGUGAUGGGUGGCGAAAACCUACAUCCUGAAACGAGAGGAGAAUAUGUUGCCCUUGAUAGAAAUGCUGUCCAACCCUCAAACAUCUAUGAACAUCUGGGAACAUAUGAAGAAAUUGUCAACAUAUGAAGUACUGCUAUCCUGAAAAGUAACGGGAGACUACACUAAACAUGUAUGUCGACUCAUAUUAAUAGACUCUUGCCUUGUUUAAACUAAUAAUUGACUGGAGUGUA